GGGGAAUCUCCAAUGCGAACUAAAACCCUCGGUCGUCGUCGAAGUCCCUCACUAAAAUCUCAGUCCGUAAAACCCACAUCUCAUCUUUCGCUCCGACGAUCUCUGAAGCUCUCACAGUCCUACUAGGAAAGGUAGCUCCGUCUUUGAUUUAUUCAAUAGUCCAGUUCUUGAUCUGAUAAGGAAGAUAUGCCUUUGUAUGAUUGUAUGCUUCUGGCGAAGCCCCAUGUAAAGAAGGAGGCUCUGAUGGACCUAGUUGCUAGAGUAAGCAAGCAUGUUUUCCGAAGAAAUGGGGUUAUUAGAGAGAUCAAGUCCUUCGGCAAUGUGCAUUUGGGAUAUGGUAUUAAGAAGCUUGAUGGGAGAUUUUAUAAGGGUCAACUGAUGCAGAUGACAAUGAUGGCUACACCUAACAUGAACAAGGAGCUGCAUUACCUGAACAAGGAAGAUCGGUUGCUACGCUGGCUCUUGGUUAAACACCGAGACACACAGUAUGGCAUGGAAUUUAUUAGUGAAGUGGAUAGCAGAAAUGAACUUAACCAAUAUCGUUGGGAAAGCAUACUUGAUGUCACCGGAAGAAAUGAUGACGAUGAUGAUGAUGAUGAUACUGACGACGAGGACGAGGAGUCUGACGACGACAUUGAUGAAAAUGAGUCUGACCAGGAAGGAAGGCUGAUUGAUGGGUGAUGAAUGUCGAGGAUUGAAAUUUCUUUCUGUUUGUCAUAAAGUUCUGUGGCAGCAACUGUUGUGAACUAUGUUGGGUGAAUCUCAUCAACGUUUUAGGUGCUGUGGGCUUUCAAUUUUCAUGUCCUUGCCUGCGUGGUGCAGCUAAAUUCUUUUUAUUUUUUAUCAUAGCUUCUAUCCAAGAUGAAAUAUAAAAUGUUUUCAGUUCAUUUUUGCAUUUCUUGGACUUGUGAGAUCUAAAAUGAUGCAUGUCGAAGUGACUUAGAAUUGAACUGAAAGAAUGUACCUGUUUCUCAAGCAAAAAGUGUGCAGAUAUGAGAUAUGGAGAGGAACCAAGUCACUAAUAUUGUUUAACCUGGUUCAACCAAGAAAAAUGUGCUACAACUCUUUCUAAUGGAAACAAUUAUUUUC
Fragaria vesca subsp. vesca is the source of this 1089-nucleotide messenger RNA. RefSeq lists its product as uncharacterized. Gene Ontology annotation, biological process: translation. The transcript is spliced from 3 exons. Gene Ontology annotation, molecular function: structural constituent of ribosome; small ribosomal subunit rRNA binding. The record is from RefSeq and is a predicted model, not a curated record. NCBI's taxonomy places the organism in Eukaryota, Viridiplantae, Streptophyta, Magnoliopsida, Rosales, Rosaceae. Gene Ontology annotation, cellular component: ribosome. The coding region runs from base 187 to 681 and encodes 164 amino acids.